This is a messenger RNA of Puntigrus tetrazona (Sumatra barb), 1406 nucleotides long. Its product is annotated as small integral membrane protein 32-like. The transcript has 2 exons. The record is from RefSeq and is a predicted model, not a curated record. The coding region runs from base 891 to 1214 and encodes 107 amino acids. Lineage: Eukaryota; Metazoa; Chordata; Actinopteri; Cypriniformes; Cyprinidae.
UUGAGAAGUCCGCGUUUCAUUCACUUUAAUUUAAUUUCAUCUUGUGGUCACUGCACAUAGAAGUACUCUAUUUUCGAUUAAGUAGCGGUAGUUCGAUACAUUUUUAUUUUCCGGUCUAAAAUGACCGAACAACGCCGAGGGUUAAUGACAUCAGCGGCUUCUCAAGUGGUCCCUUUAAAUGGCUGGCUCACCUGAUAGGCUGCAUGCUUCUCUCUCUCCCGGUAAAACCUCUCCGAGACAUUCCGCACCCUCCUGAAACUCUUCCACUCACUUUGUCUCAAAUUGAAGAGUCUGUCUGAGGAGGGCGAGGGAGAGAGGCAGAAGCGCGUCUCCGUCUCCGUUGCGCGCAGAGAACCGCUCGUGCGCGUUUCGUUUCUACGUGUCUUUUGCUUGUUCCUAAACACUCUUGCUCUCCAGCCGGACCGGAUCGACCGACCCCAGUUACCUUAGGUCGCGGAUGACGGGUGUGCGCGUGGAUAGCCACUUUCCCUGGAUAUAAACGCGCGACGGGAUGGUGGUUAGACGGGCGCCGGUUCAAACCAUGGAAACCUGUAGGAAAGGAGUGAUUAUGUGCGCGCGAGGAUACUGAGACCCGUCAUGCGCUGUUAUUGACCUUCACCGCGCGUUUGUUUGGAGACAUUUGGAUCCGUCGGUGUGUGAUUGGAGAGCUCUUCUCUCUCCGCUGGCGCACAAAUCUAUGGAAAAGCACACGGUGGGACAUGGAUAAACUGAUCGAGCCGUCUGUGGAUGUGGUGCCGACGAUCAGAGCCCCUGUCUGAGGUGUGCUGGGGGGUCUGGUGGUCUUGGGGAGCUCGUGGAAUGCGAACGCAACGACGCGCCGCGUCUUUCUCGCCCUGCUUCUCCGCGGCGCACAGACGCCUAGAUUCAUCAUGCUGAGGCAGAUGCUGUUGAACUCCACGGCAGCGGCGCGGGACUUCGAUCUGAUGAGUAACACGCACACUCCGGCGCCGCUGAACGUGUCCCACGGGCCCGUGAGCGUGUCGGCCCUCCUGAAGCCCACGGGCCGCGGGAGCUCCCUGAGAGAGGGCGAGCCCGACAAGCCGGACCUGGCCACGUACGUGGUGAUGUGCCUGGUGCUCUUCCUGCUGGUCCUCCUCAUCGUCUUCUUCAUCAACUGUCAGCUGAGGAACUCUUUCUUCGCCUCCAUGCCUUACGACCGCUCACUGCGAGAGGCGCGCAGCUCCUACAAAUGACCCGUUUGAGACUGAAGCCCAAAUCAGCCGAACUCGGCCCCCGCGCCAUCGAUCCGUCUGUAUAUAAUGACUGUUUUGUACUUCUGCACGGCCUUUUCUGUCCAUAUACGGUUUAUCACGAGUCGUGUGCGUUACGUAAGAGAUUAUUUUCUUGUACGAUGUCGAACCAUGAUUAAAUCUCACGUUCAUGAC